This is a messenger RNA of Mobula hypostoma (lesser devil ray), 2296 nucleotides long. RefSeq names its product shisa family member 3 (gene shisa3). The transcript is spliced from 2 exons. The record is from RefSeq and is a predicted model, not a curated record. Bases 646 to 1446 code for a protein of 266 amino acids. NCBI's taxonomy places the organism in Eukaryota, Metazoa, Chordata, Chondrichthyes, Myliobatiformes, Myliobatidae.
UCAUCCCCUUCCGCCCCUGCCUUCGCAAAUAAGCAAACUUCGUUUAUGAGGAAAAAGUGGAAGAACAUUUGCAACCAGUUGUCAGGCGGUUAAUGGUUAAAUUGGAUGUCCUGGCUGCAGAGGACAAUUCGAUGCGUCAAAAAAACACCAUCAGGCGUCGGAAGAAAUCAGAUCCGCGAAUAAUUUUAUGCACGGCGGCAUAAUGCUGGCGACUUAUUUUAGAUGCUGAAGCCUUCCACUGUACUGACGCAGAUGCCUCUCUCUUCAGGUCGGCUCGGCACUGUCCUGAACUGAGUCCGUCACCUGAGUGUUGGCUGGGGGAUCUCUCCCCGGAGCCGCGCGUCCCGCACUGGGGAGACGGGCUUCCCUGUGCCAGCAGCGGCAAGGCGCGCCCACUCCCCAUUGUCUGGGAAUAUGGGCAACUACACUACUUCUGCCAACUGAAAACAAAACCUGGUUUACUGCUCGAGCUUUUUUUUAAAAAAAGCACCGGGGACUAUUAUGAGACUCUGUACUCGUGGGGUGAGAACUUCCAAAAACCAAAUCUGUGCGAAACAAUGCUAAGUACAACAGUCGCACAGAAGUGAAACCGGAGCUGGAGGAAGGCUGAUCCGGAUCCGACCCCCUUCAGCUCAACUCGUCGGGAUGGUGACGGGGGUGUUGCCAUGCCUGCUGCUCGCAUUCCUCACCUGCAGCGUGGCCGUCUGCAGCGGUCAGGGCGAAUUCUGCCACGGCUGGAUAGACGGCUCCGGGAAGUGGCACGACGGCUUCCAGUGCCCGGAGGAUUACGACCGCGAAGAUGCGGCCAUCUGCUGCGGUUCCUGCUCCCUGCGUUAUUGCUGCGCAGCGGCGGCGGCUAGGCUGGCCCAGGGGCGCUGCACCAACGACAGGGAGCGGCACGGCGCCAACCCGGCGGCACAGCCCAUCUAUGUGCCCUUUCUCAUUGUUGGCUCAAUAUUUAUCGCUUUUAUCAUCGUGGGUUCCCUCGUGGCAGUUUACUGUUGUACCUGCCUCAGACCCAAACAACCAAACCCGCAGCCUAUGCGGUUCUCAAUGCGGAAUCACCAGACAGAGACUAUUCCCAUGAUCCCAACCUUCACCACCCUGCGGACACCCUCCAGACAGUCCAGUACUGCCACUAGCUCCAGCUCGACCGGAGGCUCCAUCCACCGAUUCUCCAUCAGCCGAUCCGAGCCAGGACACGGCUGUCUGGUUCCAUCUCCUCCGCCAGCUUACAGCUCCCCCGGCUGCCUACAAGCCGGACAGGGCCUGCACCUCAACCAGGGCCAGGGAUUCCUCGUUCCCCAGCAGUACUUCGCCUACGGCCUGCAGCCAGAUUCAUUCACAAUGGGCAAAAAUUUCAAUGACUUCAGCCAGAAUCGCUUGAAGUCCCAGAGCACAACUUCGCAGAACACUGAACAAGUGAUAUACAACGCAGGUUUAUAAGAGAGGAUGUUUUGGAAUGAGAUUGUUUACAAACAGCAGCAGCAUGAAGCAACCUUCUCUCCCCUUUGGAAAGGGUUGUUUCACAGUUGUGAUGGUGGGUGCAGUCUCCAGCUGCUAGACAACUGACACGGAACACAAUGCUUGAAAGCUGGGUCCCACUGUAGGUCCAGCCAAAGGGGAUAUUGGCAAAUAUUGAUAGGCCUGGUCCACCUCACAAUUAUCUUGAAGGUGAUCAAUUGGUGCUGCUUUCUAAAUUGAUCCUUUGUCCUGUUAUUUUUCACAGAAAAUAUAACUUUAAGUCAUCACGUUAAAAUCACCUUUGAACUAGCGAGCCAUUUCACUUUACAGGUGUGGUCCAGGGAAAGAGCACCAUCUUUCUCUGAUGUACAAUUUAUCUGCCAAUGAUAACUGGAAACCAGCAGAACGUCAUCCACUAAAAUGAGUUCUGAGUUAUGAAUCUCAUCCCUGCCACUGAAAUCAAGCUUACAAGUGUACAUAAUAAAGUGAAAUAUUGAAAUCUCAGUUUGUAACAGAAUCCUCUAGGAAAACUCCGUGGAAUAACCAAUAACUUGAAUAUCAACUUAAGGGUCAUUUAAAAAAUACUAUAUGCUAAGUUCUUCCUCUUUUGAAUGCCUUACCUAAAUAUUGAAAUUUUAAAAUAUUAAUUUAUAGAGAAAUUGUGCAACAUUGUUCUUGAUUCUGACCCAUCUUCCACAUAUUUACAGGACAUCAAAAUUACUAAUUAUUUUAGUAAUCACUUUACCAUUUAAUUAAAUGACUAAACUAAAUUUAUAGUGGAAAAAUUGCAUAGGAAUAUUUUAUAAGAUGUCUAUUCCAAAAUCAUGUUAAC